CAGGUGUUCCACAAGUCCUCGAGUGGUUUUAUCCAUGGACAUGUAAUGUCCGACUGGAUAUAUUUCACUUCAUGCGACGCUUCACCAAAGGCUUGACAACAGAACACCACCCAUUGUAUGGAACAUUCUGUUCGAAGCUCAGUAAUUGCAUAUUUGAAUGGGAUCAAGGUGAUUAUACCAGAUUGCGGGAAGCAAAGAAGGGUGAACUUCGCAGGAAGUUUAAGGGAAUGGUGCCCACACCAAAACAAGUCACAGCAGCCAUAUCUCCCAAUGAACUGGCAAAGCACUGCCGGAGGCAGACCAGGGAGGCUGAACAAAUAAAACGGCUCAUCGAGGAGCUUCUUGGGAAGAUGUGGGACCACACAGACACUGCAGGUGUUCGUUUGGUGAAUGCUGCCAGCAUGAAGCAUGUAUGGGAAGUGCAGCAGAAGCACAUAAAAU
This is a messenger RNA of Pecten maximus, 441 nucleotides long. RefSeq lists its product as uncharacterized. NCBI's taxonomy places the organism in Eukaryota, Metazoa, Mollusca, Bivalvia, Pectinida, Pectinidae. The record is from RefSeq and is a predicted model, not a curated record.